AUGGGUGAAAUAGACAAAAGUAUCGAAAUGCUACAACGGGAAUACUUUUCCAUGAUUCCACUACGAUUUGUUUUUGGAUCGAUCAAGGACAUAACUCUGGAUGUUGAUAUCCAAACAAAAAUUCUAUACAAGACUAUCAAAUUCAAGCUUCACGACAAUUAUCCUGUUUCUAAGCGCUAUACAAUAGCAUUUCUAAACGAGUUUAUCAGUAAGUGUGAGAAGGCAGGAUGUGAAAUAAUUGACGAAUUAUACGAAAUCUAUACUGGAUACAUCAGCGUGAAAUUAAAACCAGAACAAUACUUUUAUAAGUCCUAUCUACUGCCGUCUGGAAAAACGAUAUCAAUUUCUACCGCUCCGCAAUUCGUUGCCCAUGGUACGACUGGUCUUAACAUUUGGCCCGCCUCAUUUGCUCUCAACGAAUGGAUUUAUCAAAACAAGAGCAUUUUCGAUAAUCGAUCAGUUUUAGAACUUGGAUCUGGUGUUGGCUUAACCGGUAUCUUUACUUGCUUAGAAUGUAAACCUCGUCGUUAUACUCUCUCCGAUUGCCAUUGCAUGGUUUUACAACGCUUGGAAAAAAAUCUUACCAUCAAUUUGAAGGAUUUGGAUAACUAUAACCUUGAUAUCAAGUAUUCCUCUGAUGAUAUUAUCCAAAAUGGCAUACAUAAAACAGCUAAAAGCACCGUUGAAUUGAUCGGUUUGAACUGCGAAACUGCAAGCGAACACGAUCUUUCUAAGCUUCAAUCCGACAUUAUUUUAGCAUCUGAUUUAAUCUUCGACAUGAGGCUAAUUAGCUCAUUGGUAAGAACUUUGCAGUGCUUGCUAAGAAAUACAGAUACAAAUAAAUCGGAGACGAAGCCAGUUGCCUAUAUAUGUUCCACCGUUAGGAGCGAAAAUACAUACAAUUUCUUUAUGUCAGAGCUGGAUGCUGCGGGUAUUCAUUAUGAACACAUAGAUUUCAAUCCUAAGAAUGUAUGUUUUAUCAACUUAGAAUCUGAAAGAACGAAACUACUCAAGCUAUGGUCGUCAUAGUUUC
Molecule: messenger RNA, 1033 nt
Organism: Trichoplax adhaerens
Lineage: Eukaryota; Metazoa; Placozoa; Uniplacotomia; Trichoplacea; Trichoplacidae
Exons: 10
Coding region: 1-1029 (342 amino acids)
Source: RefSeq, a predicted model, not a curated record